AUGGAUAAGCAGCGUGGACUUAUUUUUAAAACCGGAUUAAUACUCCUUUUCCUACUGCAAGUUAUCACCGCUCUGAAAAUCACCAAAGUGCGCGUACCUUCGUCGUACAGCAUAUCGCGCGAGGAAGGCGAAAGUAAACCGCUCAUACUCGGCUGUGAUUACGACAUCGACGACGAUUCAUCGAAGGGUUUCGUGCUGAAGUGGAAACACAACGAUCUGCAAUUUUACCAAUGGAUACCGUCUAGAAAUCCGAUCGUGUUUAGUUCCUUCAAGGGACACAUCGAUCUAGACUACUCCGAAUCGGACGAUCGGCUCCACAAGCACAGUGUUAUAAAGUUCAUCAACCCAAUGGCCAACUACACCGGCAACUACACGUGCCAGGUGUCGACGUUCGAAGAGCUGGUAUCGAGCACCGCCCAUCUGCAGAUGAUCGUACCCGAGACGGACUUUUCGUUGGGCUUCCAGCGGGAAACGAACGGAAGUACGGUGGUGUUUUGUAACGUGGGGGAAAUAUACCCGCUGCCUGAUGUUGCUUUGCGCAUUGACGAUCAAAGGGUGUCAGACGCGGUGGCUUUCGAGCAAGUACAGGAAUACACGGGCUAUUACAACGUUUCCGUACAGUACAUCCUACCGGAUCCGAACAAAGACUUGGAGCUACAGUGCGAUGUGACGAUACCGGCAACGGACUACACGCUACACAGCAGCAUGCCUUAUCAGGGUGCCGCCUUCCGAGUAACUGCCGCCACACUGCAGGUGUUCCUGUGCACCGCCAUUACUGUGACACUUGCACGAAUGCUGACCAUGUUCUAG
This is a messenger RNA of Anopheles marshallii, 810 nucleotides long. RefSeq lists its product as uncharacterized. The transcript is spliced from 5 exons. The coding region runs from base 1 to 810 and encodes 269 amino acids. Lineage: Eukaryota; Metazoa; Arthropoda; Insecta; Diptera; Culicidae. The record is from RefSeq and is a predicted model, not a curated record.